ACCAUCAUCAUUAUUCAGUACAAAGCACACAUUCAAGGAAAAGAAAGAAAAAAUCUAACAGAAAAACACAACUGUGUGAGAUAAUACUAAAACCAAGAUGAUUUAACAGAGCAAGAGCGUGUUUAAGAGGAAUGGACAGAAGAGAAUCAUAGGAAACUAUGAAACGCAUGACUUUUGGGAAACAUGUUAGAGGAUGUGCAAGCAAACAACAUUUGUGUUGUCAAUCUGGCUGUUUGGUGUUUGUUUUAAGGAUAUUAAAUAUUCUGAACCGUCCAUUUAUUAUUUUUACUUUCCAUUUUUUGUUUUUCCUUUUAUGUUUUUCUGCCAACCGUUUCUAUUGAAACUAGAGUGAGAUAACUCUGCGUUUCUUGUGGUAAAUGGAGUUGCAAAUGAUCCAUGAACCAAGAAUGUGAUGCUCAGGAGCAAUUUUGACCUCUGGGUUGUUUCUAACUUCAAAUAUUGAAUGACGAGGAACAUAAUUUCAUUCUCGUGUUGAGAUUUAGAGGGAAAACAACAACACAGAAAGUGUAACUUUCAAUAUCUGCAUUUGGGCCAUGGGUAAAGUUUGCUUCUUUCAUCAGUGAUAGAAAUGAUUUCGGGGAUUUUUUGUAUUUUUUACUCAUUUAUUUUCAUGUCCCGCAAAUUUAGGCUAUCUAUGUUUUUCUUGCUUCACGUUACAGGCAUGGAUUCUCUAAAACAUUCUACUGAUCAUUCUGUCUGAGAACUUGGUAUUCUAUUUUUGUUAUCUGUAUUCAAAUGUCGUACUCUACACAGAUUGCAUUCUUGUUCAUCAGAAACUUUUCAAAACCUCCCUUUUCUUCAUAUAUUCAUUUCAUCACUUUCAAACAAGAUAAACAGUCAAUGUAAUUUGGCAGAUUUAUGCAAAAACAGAAAUUCUUGCCCUGAAAACUGAAUGUGAUAGCCAAUCCUUUGGCCCCUUGACUUGGAUAAUUACAGUGACGUAGUGAUAAGUUUGGCAAGAUGAGAAGUUCAAGAGGUCGCAGCAUGAAACAUACACGUUUGUUUCAUCGUGAAGAUCAAAGAAGUCAAGAAGAAAAGAACAUUGUGUGGGAGAGACUGGAGGGUGAUACUGAUAAAAGUUUUAGGACAAGGGAGAUUCCAGUGAAGAGGUUGUUGAAUGUAGGGCAUUUUACAAGUGCUUCAGGGGACUUGUCAAAGUUUAGCAAGGGAAAGAACUUUUCAGCAGGAAUGAAUGUCAUGGACUAUGAUGUACCUGAACUGGUUGUUUUUAUUCAAGAGGAUAAUGAACAGUUUGUGAAGGACACUUGCAUUGGUAGGGGAGUGCCACCAGAAGGCAAGUGCCUCUCAGAAGAUCAUGAUAUGAUGUCAUGUCACUUUGACUCUGACAUUAAUAGAAGAAGAGAUCCAAAUCUAAGGACUAUGGAAGCAUUUUCAGACAAUUUUAAAAGACUAGAAUAUGCUUCUAAACCUCUUUCCCUUAAGGAAGCAAUGGAAUUUUAUGACUCCAGAGCUUUAGUGAUUGAUGUUGAAGGGGAUUCAGGAUACAAGAUUUCAACUGAUCACCCCAAAAAGAAGACAACACCAGAGACCCUUAGAGAGGCAAUAGCAACGGAAGCAGACUUUUCAAGAUCUCUCAAGAAUUGGCAAAUAAAUUCAUUUUUGGGUACAGUUGGCAGAAGGGUGGAGUUUCCAUGUUGUGCAGAUUGUGUGCAAGUUGCUGACACAAUCAUGUGUAGGUCUGAGAUGUGUAACUCACAAAGUCCAACAGGUUCAGGAAAAAGACAAGACAAUGAUCCUCAAGAGACUUGUUUCUGUGCUGAGGGCCCUCUAUCUGGCGGUCCAACAUCAUAUGCUGCUCCUGCAACAACAUCCAGCAAUGCCUCUCAUCACUCUAAUGACAGCAUAAGCAGCACACAUUCAUUUGCCUUUCCCAUCUUACCUGAAGAAUGGAAUGGAAGCCCGGUGAGAAUGUUGGAAGUUGAUAAAAGUCGAUUAAGGAAGGACCUAUGGCAGAAGAUAGUGGUAUUAUUCUUCUGCUGCAAAAGUUGAUUGCUAAAAUUUUGCAGUUCGG
Vigna angularis (adzuki bean) is the source of this 2053-nucleotide messenger RNA. RefSeq lists its product as uncharacterized. The transcript has 6 exons. Gene Ontology annotation, biological process: regulation of asymmetric cell division. The record is from RefSeq and is a predicted model, not a curated record. NCBI's taxonomy places the organism in Eukaryota, Viridiplantae, Streptophyta, Magnoliopsida, Fabales, Fabaceae. The coding region runs from base 982 to 2031 and encodes 349 amino acids.